Molecule: messenger RNA, 451 nt
Organism: Cucurbita pepo subsp. pepo (vegetable marrow)
Lineage: Eukaryota; Viridiplantae; Streptophyta; Magnoliopsida; Cucurbitales; Cucurbitaceae
Source: RefSeq, a predicted model, not a curated record
GAAUAUGCUGCUACCGUUACUGUUAAUCCCUUGACUGCUCUGAGGAUGCUGGAGGACUUUGUCUCUUUAAAAGCAGGAGACUCGAUUGUUCAAAAUGGAGCGACAAGCAUAGUUGGACAAUGUGUCAUACAGCUUGCUCGGAUUCGCGGCAUCCAUAGCAUAAAUAUUAUUCGUGAUAGGGCAGGGUCUGAUGAAUCAAAAGAAAAACUCAAAAGACUUGGAGCUGAUGAAGUUUUCAGUGAGAGUCAGCUUGAAAUAAAGAAUGUUAAGAGCCUCUUGGUACGUUGGGCUAUUUUCCUAUUAUAAUUUGUUGGUAGCAACUAAUUGGGGAGUGAAUUAAGAAGGCAUGUUUUUAAGGAUUAUAUGAAAUUACAAUAAGACUUCUGCAAACAGGUAGCCUCAAAUAAAGGGAGAAACAAAGAAGUUGAAAGGCUAGAAUCAUAGUUUUAUG